Messenger RNA from Orbicella faveolata, 1155 nucleotides. RefSeq lists its product as uncharacterized. NCBI's taxonomy places the organism in Eukaryota, Metazoa, Cnidaria, Anthozoa, Scleractinia, Merulinidae. The record is from RefSeq and is a predicted model, not a curated record.
UCACAUCUUGAUUCGCUCAAUGAUCUUAUCAUCAAAUGACUCACCGGGUCAAUGUGCAUGCGCUGUUUACACAGACCAGGGCAAGUACCAGCUGGGCAAGUUAAAUAAUUCAGCGAAUAGAGGAAUUUCGGAAAGGUGAUUUCUAUAACAACCCUCUCCUCUUUACUACUGGACCAAAAAGGGGAAGGGUCACGAUAUGCACUUUAAAAUCACGAGCGGCGCGCUCUUAGCCGUGCUACUCUGCGUUUCAUUCACCAGCCACCUCGUGCGGGCGAGAAGUUUAAGAGAUCUAGCAAGUAUUACAAAAGAUGAAGGUAAAGAGAACACAGAAGAGAUCGAUAGCGAGGCGCAGGAUGAUGGGGACGAGGCUACAGACACGGCCGUCGAUGAAGAAAAUGCAGAUAGUGAUGAUACAGAUAAUGAUGAACAAGCUGUAAAGAGAGGUUAUCUAGCAAACGAGUAUGACUUCCAAGAUGAAGCUGCGGAAUCCGGAAGUGCAGAGGAAAGUGGAAGUGGCAAUGAAGAAGAACAAGCGCCAGAGACUCAACCGAUGUGUCCUCCACCAUGCAUUCGCCCUCCAGGACCAGAGCACUGGGUACCACGCCCCCGCUACGAACCCGGUCCCGCCAUACCUCCUCCGCCACUUGAGCCACCCCCACCCCCACCACCCUGUCCUCCGCCAUGCAUGCAAAUGUGCGCCCCAACUUGUGAUCCGAGCUGCUGCCAACCACCCGUUAUGAUGCCACCUCCCCCUCCUCCGAUGCCAGCUUGUCAACCAUCGUGUGCUCCCACCUGCUGCCCACCACCACCACCUCCUCCACCACCGCCACCACCGCCACCACCCCCACCGCCAAUGAUUUGUCCUCCAACAUGCCAGCCAAGCGCUUGUACUCCAGCAUGCCCUCCAAUCUGCUGCAAGCGUGAUCAAUAGACAAGUUAGGAUUUCGUCGACAAAACUAGAACUUUACGGACGCGCUGGUACAAGCAACCGAGGAACACAAUUCGUUUAUUGCUAUGUCGUUUUAUGGUCUACAAGAUGACUAUUCUGUACAUACCGUACCGUGUAAAGGUCUUUUGCUUUGUAUCUGAGAGCAUAAUUUGACGAUUUCAGUAAAGUAUUGUUAGUGAUUCAAUAAAGUAUUAUAGUUUAUUGGA